ACAUAUCUAUUAUAUCUCCAAUGGCAAGUGAGAAAGUAAAGCUUUUGGGAUUUUGGGUUAGCCCAUUUUCCUUCAGAGUAGAGUGGGCACUAAAACUGAAGGGUGUUGAGUAUGAAUACAUUGAAGAAGAUAUCUUCAACAAGAGUCAUUUACUUCUUGAAUUGAACCCAGUGCAUAAGAAGGUCCCAGUACUGAUUCAUGGCCAGAGGGUGAUCCUUGAAUCUUUUGUAAUUCUCGAGUACAUCGAUGAGACAUGGAAACAAUGUCCAUUGUUGCCUCAAGAUCCUUAUCAAAGAGCCAUCGUUCGAUUUUGGACUAAGUUCGCCGAGGAGAAGCUUUUGGAAAAUGCAUGGAUGGCUAUGUGCUCAGAAGGAGAUGAGAAGGAAAGAGCUCUGAAAGCAUCCAUUGAGGCCAUAGAGAAGAUAGAAGCAGAGCUAAAAGGGAAGACACAGUUUUUUGGAGGGGAAAGCAUUGGGUAUUUGGACCUUGCACUUGGAUGGAUCUCUUAUUGGCUUCCUGUUUGGGAGGAAGUUGGGUCCAUGAAAAUUGUAGACCAAAUCCAGUUCCCAAACACCACUGCUUGGAUGAACAAUUUUCUCAAACAUCCUGUGAUCAAGGACAAGUUGCCUCCCAGAGAUAAGAUGAUUGUUUAUUUCAAAAAGCGCAGCAAAGAAAUCGCAUCCCUCAUUGCUGCUGCCAGAAAAGGCUGAUUAAAAGUUUUAACAUUUCUAGUUGUUUUUCGCUUGCUUCACUUGAUGAAGAUGAGAAUAAAUGUUGAAAAUACACUGGAAUACAUAACUAGCUAGUAAUUAGUUAUAUACCUAAUGGUAUGGAUUGUUGGCAAUGUAAUAAAACAAUCAUGAGUUUUGCUAUGUUCUGUCAGUUGUAUAUUUUCUGAUAUGGAUAGUUUGAAUUGCAUAUUUUCUUA
Molecule: messenger RNA, 928 nt
Organism: Camellia sinensis
Lineage: Eukaryota; Viridiplantae; Streptophyta; Magnoliopsida; Ericales; Theaceae
Product: putative glutathione S-transferase
Biological process (GO): glutathione metabolic process
Cellular component (GO): cytoplasm
Molecular function (GO): glutathione transferase activity
Source: RefSeq, a predicted model, not a curated record